Molecule: messenger RNA, 897 nt
Organism: Jaminaea rosea
Lineage: Eukaryota; Fungi; Basidiomycota; Exobasidiomycetes; Microstromatales
Exons: 1
Coding region: 239-736 (165 amino acids)
Source: RefSeq, a predicted model, not a curated record
GAGCGUGGUCCAGGUCCGCACUUACACAAUGUGCAAGAAGUAGCACCGCUAGCACCAGCAGCAGCGAGCGCCGCGGACAGCAACAACCGCAGCCGCCGCGCUCAAGACGCUGCAGAGCGCGAGUGACGCGCGAGGGAGGAGGACAACGGCCAGUCGAGAUGGCAAGCAGUUCGAUAAGAGUACGGAUGAGGUAUCGAGGGUGUCUCUCCGCCUCAGUCAGCGUCUUCAGGUCGUGUGCAUGUAUGCUCCUCCCCGACAACCCUUCAUGCCCUCUCCGUCGUCUACGCUACCAGUCAAGUCGACGCUGCCGUGGCCUCCUCACAGGGAGAGCCGGACUGAGCUACCGACUCGCUCGCGUGGCCUGCCUAAGACAAGCUCUAAUUCCCGUGGGGCACCCGGCCAGUGUCAUGCAGCCUCAUUGGAACUCCAAUCAACUCCGCUCCGCGCGGCGCUCCUCUUCCGUUUUGACACUGCUGCAGUGCCUCGACUGGCCCCAGCGCGGCGCGACGUCAUGCCUUGGCGCAGGGAAUCCUUCGCAGGCAGCACCUUCCGAAAAAAACGCGUCUACGGCCCCCAAAACGCUACAACUUUGACAAAAUAUUACGGCGUCCAGAGGACACCAAUCGGAGCUACUGUGGACGGGAAUCGAACCCGUGGCCUUUGCUUACGUAAGGUGGAAGGCAAAGAGGUUACCAUUACCCCACCACAGUGCUUUGAAGGAAGGCAGAGAGACUAAAGCGCCGCAGGCCUCGAUGGAGGCGGUUCGCUAAAAUUUACCGUAUACAAUGUGUCAAACGCCCGAUCUCUCGUCGUUCUGACCUACUUCCUUGACUCUGCGAACGUCGCAACGCUUCAGGUUCCUCAAAGGAUGGUAUUGAGGCCAAGGGGGCGAGCUUG